Molecule: messenger RNA, 582 nt
Organism: Alternaria triticimaculans
Lineage: Eukaryota; Fungi; Ascomycota; Dothideomycetes; Pleosporales; Pleosporaceae
Exons: 2
Coding region: 1-582 (193 amino acids)
Source: RefSeq, a predicted model, not a curated record
AUGACAGGCGUCUACAACAGGGUUGCGACAUCCAAAACCAUCGCUGUAGAGCAGCUCGCGCAACUGUUCCUGAUCAUGUCUCGCGACUAUGACCUGGCGCCAUACAUUCAAGCCAUUGAUGUGCAAUUACAACCUGGCAGCAUUAAUUUCCAAGCCGACAUGCGGCACAUCACCAACAUCGCGACGAUCUUACAAGCACCGGAUCACCUGCUCAUUGUACAGACCACGGAAGAUACGUCGGAAGCCGCGCAUCAAUCCACCACGAUUUGCGUGUACACAGGCGCGCUUGGAGGACUCCAAAUUGACAACUUGGAUCCUCCUCGGGUUCGGUUCCUUAGACCUGGAGAGAAGUACUCGAUUUUUGGACUUUGCCCUGUACACCGUGUCUUCCAGAAGGCAACGAAUGAUCCAGAAGAUACGUUAGAGGUACUUGCGGAGCAGGAUGGCGUGAAGAUGACUGCUGGAGCCUUGAGUCUUACUUUGGGCGAUUCGCUGCGCCAUUUAGAGGUCGAUGGACGCUCGAUGGCUUUCGAAGGCAAAAUCACCGCACUUGAGAUAUGGAAGGUGGGAUAUGAAGAAUGA